AUCUUAGAUUAUUAUUAGAUUUUCUUGUUCAGGAAGCAAAACAAUGAAAUGCUGCGAAUGAAAUGAUAGACAAAGAAACAUCAGAGAGAAAGAAAUGGGAUCAUUUAGAAGGCGGCAGCCAACUGCUUGAAGUUGAUGGGGGUCACAAAAGGUUGGCCGCCAUUGUAGAGGUCCGAAGCAGCAAGCUUUGAUGCAGCCUGUGAAGGGUGGAACAUGUCCCAGAACAGCAUCUCGUCCCGGUUCGUGCAAACGUUGGCAUCAGGUGUGCAGAAGAAAUCCGCAUUCAGCUUCCCAAGUCCGCAGCAAGCUGU
Linum tenue is the source of this 311-nucleotide messenger RNA. The record is from the annotation of a GenBank genome assembly. NCBI's taxonomy places the organism in Eukaryota, Viridiplantae, Streptophyta, Magnoliopsida, Malpighiales, Linaceae.